Molecule: messenger RNA, 798 nt
Organism: Trichoderma virens Gv29-8
Lineage: Eukaryota; Fungi; Ascomycota; Sordariomycetes; Hypocreales; Hypocreaceae
Exons: 1
Coding region: 1-798 (265 amino acids)
Source: RefSeq, a predicted model, not a curated record
AUGGUGGUAAAUGCGUAUAUGCACCUCCUGGGGAGUUCUCCUGGCAGCUGCCCUAUGGCUCGACAUCUUCCAAGGUUACCACUUCACCUCGACAAUCAUCCCCUUGCACACGAGCCAUCGCAUAUUUUUCUGCCUUCAGACGUAUCAACAUUUUUCUCUGUACAAAUCCUCUAUCUGGUUGACAUGUCGGAGAAGAGAAAAAGUAAAAGCCUCGAGGAAGUGGAACGCGAGCUCGCAUAUUUUGGCCUGACUCGACGAACUGCCGCUGCCAUUGUCCGACUAGCGAAUAACCUCAAGCAAACUAGAAAGCUGCGCGCCGCACAUAUCGAACUCUUGACGCCAGGCAGACGGCUACAUCCUCCCUCGCCGCUGGGCCAGAUCGUUUGGAACCAGAGCGAGAUCGAGAUUGUUGGCAAGAUCGAGAGCUCUAAUCGACACGACAACCAGCCAGAGCCUGCCUCUUGCAAUGAGACUUUCUCUUCAGAAGCUACUACAGUUUGCCUCCCCCUUGAAUCAGAAUCCUGCGCUGCCCGUGAUACAACCCAACCAUCCCCCUUUCUAGAAUUCAGUUGGCUAGCACCUCUAACCUCUCCGGUAAAGGACAUGAAUGCUCUCGGCGAUCUUGUUCUAUCGAGGAUAGAGUCGGUCACACUGACCGACAUUGCGCCCAUUGUCGAUAGCCUUUCGAUCUCGCAAGACCCUCCCCCUCCUCCGUCGGAUCCCUCGACAGAUGUUCCUCCUGCAGAAGCUGAAGAAGACGAUGACGGCGACAAUACAGACGAUUCGAGAUGGUGGUGA